Molecule: messenger RNA, 993 nt
Organism: Penicillium expansum
Lineage: Eukaryota; Fungi; Ascomycota; Eurotiomycetes; Eurotiales; Aspergillaceae
Product: type 1 glutamine amidotransferase
Exons: 1
Coding region: 1-993 (330 amino acids)
Cellular component (GO): cytosol; nucleus
Source: RefSeq, a predicted model, not a curated record
AUGUCUAUCCAUCCUAUACAUAUUGCUGUCCUGGACACCGACAUUCCUUGCUACCCUGUCUACGCGAAACGAGGAUUGUACAGCUCACAAUUCAAUGUUCUUCUCACUGCCGCCGCAAAUCGCAUCAAUGCAAGCCAAUACCACCAGCACAGAAGAGCUCUAAAUGUCCACAUCACUGCAUUCGACGUUGUCGGCGGGUCUUUCCCACAUCUGAAGUCCUUACGGGUCAGCCCUUGGUCGCCGACGGAAAAUGAAUCCCCUGGCUUCCCAGGCCCUGUUGACGCGAUUCUGGUCACUGGAGCAGCAGCCGCAGUAUACGACAAGUUGCACUGGAUUCCAGCCUUAAAAUCCUUUAUUGAGAAAGUGUAUGCCGACUAUCCUAUGGUCAAAAUUUUCGGGUCUUGUUUUGGACAUCAACUUAUAGGCCAGGCCCUCCUUGAAAGCGACAAAAGUUACACGUCCCAAGGAUCUUCAUUUAAGAUAUCCGUCGAGGCGUCAUCCGAUGGCCAUGAGAUUGGCAUGCAGCCUAUCAUCUUGAACCCUGCUUUUGUCUCCAACUUCCCACCUCUAGCUCGCUUUACUCCAGAACAGCCAUUUCAUAUCCAGCUCAUCCAUGGCGAUGCAGUGAUAUCCUCCCCAGAAGACACACCAGUUUCCGGGGUAAAGGGGACGAUAUUGCCUGAGCCAUGGCUCCAUGUCGGAAGCAGCCUGAAAUGUCCAAUCCAGGGCCUCUACAAGCCCGGACACGUUCUCACAUUACAAGGACAUUUUGAAUUCGAUGCGUUCGCCACUGCUGAGCUCUGUCAUAAAUUUGCCGAUCAAUUUAACUGGCCUGCAGAUUUGCUUGCCUCGCAUCUAGAAAACAUCCGGCGCUCCGUGGUGCUUGGCGGCGAGGAUAAGGACGACUCUAAGGUCGCGGCGGAGGCAGUCCUUUUGUUUUUCGCGGGAGAAGACUCGGAUUCGAGCGCAGAUACCAAUUCAUUCUCAUGCUGA